AUGAUGCUCAACAGGCUGCGGAAAAACCCGGCACGCCUGACAGCCUUGGGGGAGAAGUUGAAGGACAUGGUGAUGUCCAACGAUCCGACCACCAUGAAGCGCCUGAAGGAGUUGGUGGUCCAGAACCAAGGGGACCUGGCCAAGAUCGAAGUCCAGGUGCAAGACGUUGUCGAAGCCAACGACGGGGAAGCGGCAUUGUCCAGAGUGUCGCCCAUGACAAAGGCGCAGGUGGAACACUUGUAUGGCGCAGAUGCCGAGGCGGUGAUGUCACACAAGCGAUCCUUGGGACAAAUCCAGAAGGACAACAAUGUCCCUGGUGGAGAGCUUUUUCUGGUCGAGCAAACCAGAACCGAUGUGACCAACGAGACCAAGAAACCAUGCUGCAGAACCACCUGCAUUGCCGCCCGUGGCCACACCGAAUGCGGUGCCAGCUUUGCCUUCGUCGGGGGAGUCGACACGGUCCACAAAGUCGGAGGCGAGUGGAUCUGCAUCCGCAGGGUCGCAGGCUACGGGUACGCCGACAACACGCCCAAGCCGCCGAAGCCGAAUCCCAAGAACCCGAAGCGGCAAAAGUUGGAUCCCACGACCCCCUUGGAGAAGGGACGAGAUCUUAAAGACAAGCUUCUGAAGAAGGUCACCCAGACAACGACGCUGGAAACCCAGUUGUUGGGCGUGGAGUUUGCAGAGAAGUUGCUCGAAGAGAUCCAAGCCGACAAGGAGAUUUUUCGGUGUUCUGGCUGCACUUGGUGUAAAGUCUGGUUCGGCUGCUUACAGCGCCACCUGCCAUAA
Messenger RNA from Symbiodinium sp. CCMP2592, 789 nucleotides. Lineage: Eukaryota; Dinophyceae; Suessiales; Symbiodiniaceae. The record is from the annotation of a GenBank genome assembly.